This is a messenger RNA of Gambusia affinis (western mosquitofish), 3750 nucleotides long. It is a transcript of the gene ccnd2a, whose product is annotated as cyclin D2, a. Gene Ontology annotation, biological process: positive regulation of G1/S transition of mitotic cell cycle; mitotic cell cycle phase transition; regulation of cyclin-dependent protein serine/threonine kinase activity. NCBI's taxonomy places the organism in Eukaryota, Metazoa, Chordata, Actinopteri, Cyprinodontiformes, Poeciliidae. The record is from RefSeq and is a predicted model, not a curated record. The transcript is spliced from 8 exons. Gene Ontology annotation, cellular component: nucleus; cyclin-dependent protein kinase holoenzyme complex; cytoplasm. Gene Ontology annotation, molecular function: cyclin-dependent protein serine/threonine kinase regulator activity. The coding region runs from base 554 to 1357 and encodes 267 amino acids.
AGUAAUCUCAAGUUAAUAAUCAGAGCACACGUUCAGUGUUAGCAGAAAGUUGAAGAAGAUGGAGAUCGUUCUGAGCUGUUGUUCGAGAGACUGAGAGCGAGUAAAUGAAUGAAAAACCUCUCUCAUCUCAAUUAAAACCCAAGACUGGAAAACUCUCCUCAUUCUUUACCGGAUGCUCGUGGUGGCUGUACUAUUUAACGAACUAACACACAAUUAAAGACAACACAACAGGCGGUGAGGUGGUGCUAACCGUUAACUUGCUAGCAUGGGCGGUGAAGUGGAGCUAACCGUUAACUUGAUAGCAUGGGUGGUGAGUUAGAGCUAACUGUUAACUUGCUAGCAUGGGCGGUGAGGUGGAGCUAACCGUUAACUUGCUAGCAUGGGCGGUGAGGUGGAGCUAACCGUUAACUUGAUAGCAUGGGUGGUGAGGUGGAGCUAACCGUUAACUUAGCGGUGCCAUUGGCAGUGUUGGGUUUGGCGCCGUCAGAAAUCAACUCUGAGAAAAGAAGAGAGAUGCGACUGAAAGAAGCAGCACCAAAGCCCAAAGCCCUGGAUGUGGUUUCUGGGUCGCCUGACCCCCAUCAGCGGACCUGAGGUCAGCUGGGAGAACGGCUCUGAGGAACAACGAGGCUGGCAGAGAAACGAUGCCAGAAGUUGUUUUCAGGUCUGCGAGGAGCAGAAGUGCGAGGAAGAAGUUUUUCCUCUGGCCAUGAACUACCUGGACAGAUUUUUAGCGAUGGUGCCGAUCAAGAAAUGCAACCUGCAGCUGCUGGGCGCAGUCUGCAUGUUCCUGGCCUCCAAGCUGAAGGAGACGCGGCCAUUAACGGCAGAGAAGCUCUGCAUCUACACAGAUAACUCCAUCAGGCCGCAGGAGCUGCUGGAAUGGGAGCUGGUGGUUUUAGGGAAGUUGAAGUGGAACUUGGCGGCGGUGACACCGAACGAUUUCAUCGAGCACAUCGUGCGGAGGCUGCCGCUGGCCGACGACAAGCUGGUUCUGAUCCGGAAACACGUCCAGACCUUCAUCGCGCUCUGCGCCACAGAUUUCCGAUUCGCCAUGUAUCCCCCCUCCAUGAUCGCCACAGGAAGCGUGGGGGCGGCCAUCUGCGGCCUGCAGCUGGACUCAGCCGACCAAUCCCAGUGGGGCAACAGCCUGACGGACCUGCUGGCCAAAAUCACCAACACAGAGGUGGACGUUCUGAAGGAGUGCCAGGAGCAGAUCGAGCGCGUCCUGGAGAGCAGCCUGCGUGAGGGCCGGCAGCAGCAGCAGCAGCAGACGCAGCGGGGCCCCAGCGGGAAGGGCCUGGAGGAGCUGGACCAGGCCUCCACGCCCACAGAUGUCCGUGACGUGAACUUGUGAAGCACCAGAGGGCGCCGUUGCACAGGAUUUACAAGAAUCUUUUUUUUAAAAACUUUCAGUCUUCAUAAAAGCAGAAAAAAAGAACAAAUGAGCAAAAAAAUCGUUAAAAACAAAAGGCCUUUAAAGAAAUACAAGGACAGUGCUGGCUAGUUUUGUAGUUGAUCUUUUCUUCAAGCAAAAACAAAAACAAAACAAAAAAAAACACACAAAAACUCCUGCACAUGAAAUAGAUUUUCUCUGAUGCUCUAGUGCAAAAGCAACAAGCCUGAUGAAGCUGCAGUGCCUUGGAUGCAGAAGGGAAUCGUUCUGCCUUUCGAGCUGCAGACAGGAGAACUGCAGAGAUCAUCCAUUUUCUAUUUUUAUUUGCAAAGAUGAUUUUUUUUUUUUAACCGUCUGCAGGCGGUGGAAGAAGAGGAUGAGUCCUCUGCUGCCAGAUCGUCCAUCUCUAUGGACAGACAGAACUGUGUAGACCAGACGGUCCCGUUGCCAGGCAACCGCUGGAACAAUAACAGUUAUUAGUAAUAUUUAUAAUUAUUGAUACCAUCAGAAAUAUUUUGGAACUUCAUGAGCUCCUUUGGUUCAGGCUGCUUGUUUGCAUCAGUUUGAGGAUGCAGCUGGCUGGAGAGAGAGAGAGAGAGAGAGAGAGAGAGUGGUGUGUGUGUGUGCGUUUGUUUCUAAUACCUUGUGGGGACCAUUCCCCUGACAUUUACCACGUUGUGGCGACCCACUGCUCUUUGUGGGGACUGAAGCCUGGUCCCCACAAGGGGAAACGCUGUUUAUGUGUCAGGGGUCAGAUUGUGUGUGUGUGUGUGUGUGUGUGUGUGUGUGUGUGUGUGUGUGUGUGCGUGCGUGGGCGUGUGUGUGUAAAGGCAGUUCAGUCUCGUGCUGCAGCUGACCUGAGCUAACGGGGGACAGGAGCGUUAGCAGAGAGACACUUUGUCUCAUCAGCGUUUCACCUCCGACUCAGAGGUUCUUACUGCCGGGCCGGGGAGGGGCCGGGGCACGGCCCUCAGUAGCUGCACAGAGUGCAGGAGGAGCUGCAGAGGUUGGAGCGGAUCAGGCAGAAUCAUCUGAUGUUUUCCUCUAUGAGUAGCUGAACCCGAGGGCCAGGGGCCCGCUGGGGUCCCAUCCAGCUUGAUUUUAAUAGCUAAGCACUUUGAGGUGAAACUCAAAUCAAACGGCCUCCGGGUCAGGAGUGAGGGGCUUUCAUUCCUCAUUUCUCUGGAUCCCAACCAGAACCAGAACCUGCUGCAGUGUGUCCUCCAGUCCUGCUCAGACAUUCCUGAUAAAACUCCUUCCCAGAUGAUCCAAACAGAUAGUCAUGCAGAGCCCGAUCGGAUUGGUUCGGAUCUGGAGUCUCUGCUCUGAUGGGGCCCGUGUUUGUUUGUGAUGUUUGUAGCCACAACAGGCUCUGUUCAAAAGAACCCAAACUUUCUCACGCCACUUCCCCAGAAACGGCUCCAGUUCUGGUUCCGGUUUCAGGUGGCUGACCCUGGUUUUCAUUUUCCAUGUCCCACCCCAACUUGUUUCUGCCUCGUCAUCCUUUGGCCUGAUGGAAGCUCUCUCCUGAACAUGAUUAUUUUUUCCUGUAGAUUUUGUGCAGCGUGUGUUUUAUGUCGAUGCCGCAGUUCAGAGUGUGUGUGUGUGUGUAUGUGUGUGUGUGUGUGUGUGUGUGUGUUUCUCUAGGGGGCCAUCAGACCCACUGUGGGGGUUUUGGUUUUCAGAUUUACAGAUACUGUAUUCCAAAGUGAAGAGCGGUCCGCGGUGUGAAGACGUCAACAGCAAAAAGUGUGGAUAUUUUAUUGUUUUUUGCGCUGCUAUGAGCUAUGAAUUUUUCAUUUAUACAAAAUAACAUUACCUAGUUGUGAUGUGUCACUUGUGUGCUGCUAUUUUAUAAACAUUUGUAUUAUAAUAUAAUUAUUUUACUGCUUAAGAGAUACAUCCAGAAACAGAGUAGAAGGUUUUAGAAGGUGAGGCGAGAAUUUGACUGGAAAUGUUCCUCGUACAGAUGGAUGGACGGGACGUUUCAUUUCCUGUUUUCUGUUUCCUGUUUCCGUCACGUUCUUCUUCAGGGCGUGCCAUGCCUCAGGAUUACUGGACUCAAUCACACACAGAUCAGUCACAUAUACCUCUGCAGAGGCAGGAGGAACCAUUCCUUCUGUUUCCAUGAGCAACGACAGGAACCAAGCGAGGCUUCAGCUGGACUCUGACCACAACAGGAAGAGAGGAGGAACUUCCUGAACCGCCAUGCAUGUUCAUGCUUGUCUGUGUUGGUGCUACAGCUGACUUGUUCUGUGCUACAGAGGGGAAAAUCCCCAGGAUGGCCAAAGUUUCUGCUUUCCAUGUCCAUGAUCACCAUGAAUGUCAUGAAUAAAAAUGGAUUCUGUAUGUGA